GAAAAGAAACCAAAACAACAGCUGCUUAACAACUUCUAUAUAUAUUUUUCGUCAAAAUUUUCAACCAUUUUUUUCGAACAAAGAGAAAGAGCCGGAGCCAAAAUAGUGAAGAGAGAGAUAUUGCUGAACCUGAGCGGUGUUAAUAUAACACAGGAAUGCCUAAGGUUAAUAACGACUCAGCCAUAAAGCUGUUUGGUAGAACGAUUUCUCUGUCACGUAACAGUGAGGUCUCUGCCAAUGAUUCUUCUUCUGAACCUGCUCCUCCGCUUCCCUUUGAAGAUUGCUCUGAUCAUAGUCCUCCUUCAUCUUCAUCUUCUCCACGUGAAGUGAACUCUUCAAAAGAACAUGAAGCAGUCAGGGAUAAGGAACCAUCAAGGAAAAAACUCACCUCAGUACAAGAUGAUGAGGCCUCACAUCAAACCACAGAGGAUUUAAAGUCUCCCACAUCUUCAGACAUUUUUGAGAACCCUAAGACUCCCUCAGCUGAAAGAGAGAGUUCUCUACCAAAAUCCUCUAAAAAUGGAGAACAUAGCGACACAACAAGUGUGUCACAAGACAAAACUCCAAAGAAACCAGACAAGAUACUGCCAUGCCCACGAUGCAACAGCAUGGACACCAAAUUUUGUUACUACAACAAUUACAAUGUCCACCAACCUCGUCACUUCUGCAAGAGCUGCCAGAGAUACUGGACUGCUGGAGGAACCAUGAGGAACAUGCCUGUAGGUGCCGGUCGCCGCAAGAACAAAAACUCUUCUGUUGCCUCACAUUAUCGCCAAAUCAUGGUUCCUGAGGCCCUUCAAACAGCUAAAUUCAACGCAGCCAAUGUGUUGUCCUUUGGAUCAGAUUCUCCUCUAUGUGAUUCCAUGGCUUCUUCUUUGAGCCUUGCUGAGAAAACACAAAAUGGUGUCCUAAAUGGGUUUCAUGCACCUAAGAAGAAUAUGUUUGUUUCCUAUGGUGGAGAAGAUAGUAAUGGGGAUGAUAACUCAGUUGGAGCUUCUGUUAUAGCUUCAACUUCAUCUGAGAAGAGAGACAAUGCCGGCUCACAUGAAUCAGUUGAUAAGAGUUAUCAAGGUUUCCCUCCUCAGUUGCACUUCCCUGGUUCUUCUUCCCCUUGGCCUUAUCCAUGGAACCCUGCAAUGCAUCCAUAUGCAUUUUGCCAACCAACAUAUCCUAUGUCAUUCUAUCCAGCACCAGCAUAUUGGGGUUUAUACUCUAUCUCUCCCCAAUCUUCUGUUAACCAUUCUGAUCCAAAUUCAUCUACUUUGGGGAAACACUCAAGGGAUGGGGAUAUCCUCUUUCCACACAACUUACAGAAAGAAAAGCCUGCCACAGAAAGUAACAACUCACGGAAUAAUAGAGUGUUGAUCCCCAAGACACUGAGAAUUGAUGACCCUAAUGAAGCUGCAAAGAGUUCUAUAUGGUCAACACUAGGAGUCAAGAAUGAGAAGGGAAAUUCAACCAAUGGAGGAGGAGGCCUUUUCCAGGCAUUUUCAUCCAAGGGUGGUGGUGACAAGAAUCAUAUGGUUGAAACAUCCUCAGUGUUGCAAGCCAACCCUGCAGCUUUAUCAAGGUCUCUUAUCUUCCAUGAGAGGACCUAAUUUGGGAAUUACACUGAGCUAUAGCUACUUCAGAUUUUAAAAUAUUUUUGAAGUAGUUCAUACCAGUACAACCUCAUUCUCAUUCUGCUGACAUCUUUUUCACUUUUCUCCAUGAGAAGUUGUAUUAUUGACCAACCUUUAUGCAGGAUUUCUAGAAUCCCAGAGUUAUAGUUUAGCUUCCCUUAGCUACCAUCUUCAGCUUGUCAGAGUGAAUAGGUCUUUUUUUUUUUUUUUUAAUCAGAUUUAGAUGAAUAUCUUUGAUGUACAUACAUAUAUAUGUAAGACAGGAUAAAUAACUAGGAGAAAAGACAAUGGAGAGGAUAUUCUUGGACUAAAAUCCAAUGGUUUAGAAUAAACUUCUUAUAAGACUUCAUCAAAAUCAGCUGUUGCUGCUGCUUCUCCAUUUUUUUUUAUUUUUUAUUUUUAAUAACUUUUUUUAGAUUCCCUGCAUUAAUGUAGCAAUGCUAGU
Messenger RNA from Gastrolobium bilobum, 2067 nucleotides. RefSeq names its product cyclic dof factor 3-like. NCBI's taxonomy places the organism in Eukaryota, Viridiplantae, Streptophyta, Magnoliopsida, Fabales, Fabaceae. The transcript is spliced from 2 exons. The coding region runs from base 156 to 1598 and encodes 480 amino acids. Gene Ontology annotation, biological process: regulation of DNA-templated transcription. Gene Ontology annotation, molecular function: DNA binding; DNA-binding transcription factor activity. The record is from RefSeq and is a predicted model, not a curated record.